AUGCAGGGUUGGUUUAAUCGUGAUGAGGAAGGUAAGGUGAUCGUAGAGAAUGGGUAUGUCACGAUCACCUGCGAAGGUAAUGAUGAAAAUUUGGUUUUUCAACUGCAUGUAUCAGAGAUCGACGAGAAAGCAGAACAAAUGUGCUUCAAUGUCAAUGGUAAAGAUAUAUAUAUUGAUGUUGUUCCAUUUGAAACAAAUGACAAUGAUUUCGAGGGUGAUAAAACCAUGACUGGAUCAGAAUGCAAGGAAUCAAAGGAAGAAAAGUUUAAUACACCAACAACAAGUAAAAAUGGAAACGCGAUUUUUCCUUGGUGCGAUGCCUCAACAAAGAUCUUCCUGAAAGAGUACAAACUAAAGAAGGAAUUAGUAAAGCAUCGAAAGCUUAAAAAUAUGAAAAGGGCAUAUCAGGAAAUAGCCAAUAAUUUGGUAGAGAAUGGUUUCAGUGUAUCUCCCUUGCAAGUGGAGAAUAGAUAUAAAACGCUCAAACGUGCGUACAAGAACAUGAUAACGCACAACAGGAGGAGUGGAAGAGGAAAAUAUAUCUGUAGUUACGAAGAUGAUCUGGUUGAGAUAUUUUCCAAUGAUAUAUAUGAUACAAAGAUAAAUGAUGAAGAUGAUUCAAAGGAUGCAAAGGAAAUACUUACACCUAUUGCCACAAAAAAUUGCUCGUCUACUGAGAAUUUUCAUUUGAAGACUCUUCAGCAUAACACCAGAUUGGAGGCUCAGAAUGUGAAGAUAAUUGAGAAUCUACAAAGCUGUCAACGUUUAUUGAAGAAUUUAAUUACUUCUUUGGAUAGUAAAAAUAAAAAUUCCAGUUAUAUGCCAAGUGGAGUUUUGCAGAUCUGUAUGGAGAUACGAGAUUUACAGAAGGAGGCAACUACACGCGCAGAAGAACAAAGGGAGAAAGCUAAGGAACAGAGAGAAACGAGGAAUAACUUGUUGCAAGAAAUUGUAACGAUUCUCAAAUCUAGAAAGGACACGUAAUACAAUCAAUAUCAGACAAGUGUUUGAACACAUCCUCAAUAGUUACAGAAUAAUAGAAUUUAUUUAUUCUUUUAAAUGCAAAGAGAUAACUUUCUUGUUAUGUAUUUUUAUA
Cyphomyrmex costatus is the source of this 1096-nucleotide messenger RNA. RefSeq lists its product as uncharacterized. Lineage: Eukaryota; Metazoa; Arthropoda; Insecta; Hymenoptera; Formicidae. The record is from RefSeq and is a predicted model, not a curated record. Bases 1 to 984 code for a protein of 327 amino acids. The transcript has 4 exons.